AUGACCGACCGUUUACGUUUCGAUAUUGUCCUCCAACCUCAGAAAGUACCUCCUUCACAAGCCUCUGACAGCCCAUCCACUUCGCUCGAGUCUGAUUUGGCUCCGCCGCAGCCAUUCGCAUCACCUCCGGCCACUAGCUGCCCAGCCUCUACUCCUCCAACCCGACCUGGUCUGGCCGGUGAAGAGCAACCGGAGAAUGGACGAGGCGAAGUAGCUACGGCUUCUCGGCCACAUGACCGGGACCAUGAGGAGGAAGUAAAUAUGUCCGAAUCAGUGCCAGGAAGAGAAAGUGACCUCCCUGACUGGAAUGCCAUCUGUGGGCCAGCAACUGGUCUGGUGCGGAGAGCAAGUGAAGCGCAAAUUCAGCUCACAGCUCCGUAA
Molecule: messenger RNA, 381 nt
Organism: Protopolystoma xenopodis
Lineage: Eukaryota; Metazoa; Platyhelminthes; Monogenea; Polystomatidea; Polystomatidae
Source: the annotation of a GenBank genome assembly